AGCAGAAGUCCCCUGCCUGUUCCAUGCCCUGCAAGCUGGGCUCAGGGGGAGUGACUGUUCUGCAUGGCUGGGGCAGACCUCGCCUCCCUCACCUGCCUGACAGGUGCCAGUCUGGCUCUGGGCGGUGGCACAGGAGGCCCGAAAGGCGAGCAGGGCCUGUGCUGGUGGGUGAGAGGCAUCAGCGUCCGAACUUUGCUGUGGGUAGGGUGGGCCUGGUGGGCACUCCUUGGCAGCCGCCCUCAGAGCCUUGAGGUUCAGAAGGGCAUCCCCUCCCUGGAACCCAGCUGCCAACCCUGCCGUCUGUUUAGGCUAUAGGAAGGGAGUGGGACAUGAGUACAGCACAGUGUUGUGUUGGCACCUCUGCUUCCUGGGAUGGCUCCUCUUUUGCAUCGGGAAGUACAGCCGCUGCUUUGAACCCAAGCUGGUGAAUUCUCCCCUGCCCCCUAUCUCUUCUGAGAGGUUGCCAGAGAGGGUCCUCCGUGGCCCCGUUUUCAGGCACCAGCCUCACUGUGCCGGAGGCAUUGGAGGAAGUCUUUGGCUGACGGGCCGUGGGGGGUCUUCUUCGAUGGCUUGAGCAAGCAAGGCAGGCUUCGGUUACCAGGCAGGGCCCCGUGGCUUCCUUCCUGUGGUUUCCUCUCGCCAGCCAUCCUGGGUAUAAUCUUCCUCCGGCCACCAACCUUAUCAGCUGGGCUCCACCAAGAUGGGCUUCCUCCUGCGGGCGGGACUGCCGCUUUGGCGUGAUGCGGCACAUCUUCUCCCCACAGGGUCUUCCUGGGCAAGCACCAGAACUUUGGAGUGGCCACACCCUCACGCUGCCCUUUCCUGCCCUGGGCCUGGCGCCCAGCGCAUGGGCGGGAGAUCUCUGCACUUCUCCAUGGUGGUUGUAGUAAAAGGGGAACUUCUGGGGAAGUCAUGGGACAGCCUGGGAAGGGCCUUGGCUUCAGAGGUUGCGCUCUCCUCCUGUUCUCGUCUUGACGGCUGCCUCCCCUUGAGCAGUUGAAGUAACUUGCACCAGGGACCCCAGGGGUUGGCACAUCCAAAGAAAGCCGGCUGGGCUUGUUUGUUACUGCCUGAGAAUCAAAUCAAAUCUUUGUUAACAGUCAAAGACCAGCAUCGUUUGAAAAGCACUGGACCUCUUCCUGAGGCAAAGGAACCAACCUGUGGAAUGCCCCGUGGGAUUGGGCAAGAAAUUGCAGCCUCGGUCCCCGCCCGCUUGCCCCUGAGGGCUGGAUGCAGCCCCACCCCUGCCAUUCUUGAGGCUGCCAGUGGGAAAGAAAGGGUUCUGGGUCCCACCAGGUAGAGCUGCAGGACCGUUAAGGCUGAGGACAAGCAUGAACCGUUCUGGUAACGGGGUGGCUUUUGCCUGCUUGAGGUGGGGCAGGGCCCAUCUGUGUGUGUGCUCACCUCUCUCUCCUCGUGGCACCCAGGGCGCUCCCUGCUCACUCUGCCCUUCUCCUUCAGCAGGUGAAGCAGACGGGACAUCCCAGCCACCACCAUGGUGGCCUUAUCGCUCAAGAUAAGCAUUGGCAAUGUGGUGAAGACAAUGCAAUUUGAACCCUCCACCAUGGUGUAUGAUGCCUGCCGCAUCAUCCGGGAGCGAGUGCCGGAGGCCCAAAUGGGGCAGCCCAACGACUUCGGCCUUUUUCUCUCGGAUGAAGAUCCCAAGAAGGGAAUAUGGCUGGAGGCUGGGAAGGCUCUGGACUACUACAUGCUCCGCAAUGGGGACACCAUGGAGUACAAGAAGAAGCAGCGGCCCCUGAAGAUCCGCAUGCUCGACGGGACGGUCAAGACAGUCAUGGUGGAUGACUCCAAGACGGUCACUGAUAUGCUUAUGACCAUCUGUGCCCGGAUCGGCAUCACCAACUAUGAUGAAUACUCCCUGGUACGGGAGGUCAUGGAGGAGAAGAAGGAGGAGCAGACAGGGACGCUCAGGAAGGAUAAGACCCUGUUGCGGGAUGAGAAGAAGAUGGAGAAGCUCAAGCAGAAGCUGCAUACAGAUGACGAGCUGAACUGGCUGGAUCACGGACGCACUUUGCGCGAACAGGGCAUUGAUGACAACGAGACGCUGCUCCUCCGACGGAAGUUCUUCUACUCUGACCAGAACGUGGAUUCCCGCGAUCCGGUGCAGCUCAACCUCCUCUACGUCCAGGCCCGAGACGACAUCCUGAACGGCUCUCACCCUGUCUCCUUCGACAAGGCCUGUGAGUUUGCUGGGUACCAGUGUCAGAUCCAGUUUGGUCCUCACAAUGAACAGAAGCACAAGCCGGGAUUUUUGGACUUGAAGGAUUUCUUGCCGAAGGAAUACAUCAAGCAGAAGGGCGAGCGGAAGAUUUUCAUGGCCCACAAGAACUGUGGCAACAUGAGUGAGAUCGAGGCCAAGGUGCGCUACGUGAAACUUGCCCGCUCGCUCAAGACAUACGGCGUCUCCUUUUUCUUGGUCAAAGAGAAGAUGAAGGGGAAGAACAAGCUGGUCCCCCGUCUGCUGGGCAUCACUAAGGAGUGCGUGAUGCGGGUGGAUGAGAAGACCAAGGAGGUCAUUCAGGAGUGGAACCUCACCAACAUCAAGCGCUGGGCAGCCUCUCCCAAGAGCUUCACCCUGGAUUUCGGGGACUACCAGGAUGGGUAUUAUUCUGUGCAGACCACUGAAGGGGAGCAGAUUGCCCAACUCAUCGCUGGUUACAUUGACAUCAUCCUGAAGAAGAAAAAGAGCAAAGACCACUUUGGCUUGGAGGGGGACGAGGAAUCCACCAUGCUAGAGGACUCUGUGUCCCCCAAGAAGUCAACCCUUUUGCAGCAGCAGUUCAACCAGCUGAACAAAGCCGAGCACAGCUCAGUGGCCCUUCCGGUUAUCAUACGCCCAGGUGCCAGUGGGCCGGAAAACUUCCAGAUGGGUACCAUGCCCCAGGCCCAGCAGCAGGUCACAAGUGGCCAGAUGCAUCGGGGGCACAUGCCCCCUCUGACAUCAGCUCAGCAGGCCCUGACAGGCACCCUCAACUCCAGCAUGCAGGCCGUGAAAGCUGCACAGUCCAGCCUGGACGACUUCGAGACCCUCCCGCCACUGGGGCAAGACGCGGCCUCCAAGGCCUGGCGAAGGAACAAGAUGGACGAGUCGAAGCACGAAAUACAUUCCCAAGUCGAUGCCAUCACCGCGGGCACAGCUUCAGUGGUCAACUUGACCGCCGGCGAUCCGGCAGAAACAGACUACACAGCUGUGGGGUGUGCCGUCACCACCAUCUCAUCCAAUUUGACCGAGAUGUCCAAGGGGGUGAAGCUGCUGGCAGCCCUGAUGGAGGAUGAGGGCGGCAGCGGGCGGCAGCUCCUCCAAGCAGCUAAAAACCUGGCUGGUGCCGUCUCGGAACUGCUGAAAACGGCCCAGCCGUCCAGCGCCGAGCCACGGCAGAAUCUGUUGCAGGCAGCCGGCGCAGUGGGACAGACCAGUGGGGAAUUGCUGCAGGAGAUUGGGGAGAGUGACACCGAUCCCCAUUUCCAGAUUGUGGAGAGCCGGCGCCCCCGGACCCUGUCCGCCCCCGAUGCCAAGACGGACGUGCUGAUGCAGCUAGCCAAGGCAGUGGCCAGCGCGGCUGCCGCUUUGGUGCUGAAGGCCAAGAACGUGGCCCAGAAGACGGAGGACUCGGUGCUGCAGACCCAGGUGAUCGCAGCAGCCACGCAGUGUGCCCUCUCCACCUCCCAGCUGGUGGCUUGCACCAAGGUAGUUGCUCCCACCAUCAGCUCCCCCGUCUGCCAGGAACAGUUGAUCGAGGCUGGAAAGUUGGUGGCCAAGUCGGUGGAGGGCUGCGUGGACGCCUCCCAGGCGGCCACCUCUGACGAGCAGCUGCUGAAACAGGUGGGGGUGGCCGCCACCGCUGUGACCCAGGCACUCAAUGACCUGCUAGAGCACAUUAAGCAGCACGCCACAGGCGGGCAGCCGGUCGGGCGCUAUGACCAGGCCACUGACACCAUCCUCAACGUCACAGAGAACAUCUUCAGCUCCAUGGGAGAUGCUGGUGAAAUGGUUCGUCAGGCUCGUAUUCUGGCCCAGGCAACGUCUGACCUGGUGAACGCCAUCAAAGCUGAUGCGGAGGGGGAGACCGACCUGGAAAACUCACGGAAAUUGCUGAGCGCUGCCAAGAUCCUGGCAGACGCGACGGCCAAAAUGGUGGAAGCAGCAAAGGGGGCUGCGGCGCACCCGGACAGCGAGGAGCAGCAGCAGCGCCUGCGGGAGGCGGCCGAGGGGCUCCGCAUGGCCACCAACGCUGCAGCCCAGAAUGCGAUCAAGAAGAAGCUGGUGCAUCGGCUGGAGCACGCUGCCAAACAAGCUGCUGCGGCUGCCACCCAGAUGAUUGCGGCUGCCCAGCACAGUGCCACGGGGAGCAAGAACCCUUCUGCCCAGCAGCAGCUCGUGCAAAGCUGCAAGGUAGUGGCUGAUCAGAUCCCAAUGCUGGUGCAGGGAGUUCGCGGCAGCCAGUCCCAGCCUGAUAGCCCCAGUGCCCAGCUGGCCCUCAUCGCUGCCAGCCAGAACUUCCUGCAGCCCGGUGGGAAGAUGGUGGCGGCUGCCAAGGCUACGGUGCCCACCGUCUCGGACCAGGCCUCUGCCAUGCAGCUCAGCCAGUGUGCUAAAAACCUGGCGGCGGCUCUCGCUGAACUCCGCACUACAGCACAGAAGGCUCAGGAGGCCUGUGGCCCUCUGGAGAUCGACUCGGCCCUCAGCCUGGUGCAGAGCCUGGAGAGGGAUUUGCAGGAGGCCAAGGCAGCUGCACGGGACGGCAAGCUGAAGCCCCUCCCGGGGGAGACGAUGGAGAAGUGUGCCCAGGACCUGGGGAGCAGCACCAAGGCUGUCAGCUCUGCCAUUGCCCAGCUGCUGGGGGAGGUUGCCCAGGGCAACGAGAACUACGCAGGGAUUGCAGCCCGGGAUGUGGCACAUGCGCUGCGCUCCCUCAGCCAGGCUGCACGGGGGGUGGCCGCCAACACGGAGGACCCUCAGGCGCAAGCAGCCACGCUGGACUGCGCAGGAGACGUCAUGGACAAAGCCAGCAGCCUUAUCCAGGAGGCCCGUAAGGCUGUGGCCAAGCCAGGGGAUCCCGAGAGCCAGCAGCGCUUGGCCCAGGUGGCCAAGGCUGUGUCCCAGGCCCUGAACCGUUGCGUGAACUGCCUGCCAGGCCAGCGGGACGUCGACGCCGCCAUCCGCACCGUUGGCGAGGCCAGCAAGAGGCUCUUGGCUGACUCUUUCCCUCCCAGUGCCAAGAAUUUCCAGGAGGCCCAGAGUCACCUGAACCAGGCAGCAGCUGGCUUGAACCAAUCAGCCAAUGAGCUGGUGCAGGCAUCACGUGGCACCCCCCAGGACCUGGCCAAGGCCUCCGGCAAGUUUGGCCAGGACUUCCAUGAGUUCCUGCAGGCCGGGGUGGAGAUGGCCGGGCAGUCCCAGUCCAAGGAGGCCCAGGCCCAGGUGGUGUCCAACCUGAAGAGCAUCUCCCUCUCCUCCAGCAAGUUGCUCCUCGCAGCCAAAGCCCUCUCGGCAGACCCUGCAGCACCCAACCUCAAGAGCCAGCUUGCAGCAGCUGCCCGGGCUGUGACAGACAGCAUCAACCAGCUGAUCACCAUGUGCACCCAGCAGGCACCAGGCCAGAAGGAGUGUGACAAUGCUCUACGGGAGCUGGAGACGGUGCGAGAGCUUCUGGAGAACCCUACCCAGGCGGUCAGUGACAUGUCCUACUUCAACUGCCUGGACAGCGUCAUGGAGAACUCCAAGGUGCUGGGUGAGGCCAUGGCCGGCAUUUCCCAGAAUGCCAAGAACAGCAAGCUGCCCGAAUUUGGCGAGUCUGUCAGCACAGCCUCCAAGGCCCUCUGCGGCUUCACUGAAGCAGCUGCCCAGGCAGCUUACUUGGUCGGCGUUUCCGAUCCCAACAGCCAGGCCGGGCAGCAAGGCCUGGUGGAUCCCACCCAGUUUGCCAGAGCUAACCAAGCCAUCCAGAUGGCCUGCCAGAACCUGAUUGACCCGGCCUGCACACAGGCCCAGGUCCUGUCGGCUGCUACCAUCGUGGCCAAACACACCUCCGCCCUUUGCAAUACCUGCCGACUGGCCUCGUCCCGCACUGCCAACCCAGUAGCCAAGCGCCAGUUUGUCCAGUCUGCCAAGGAGGUAGCCAACAGCACAGCUAACCUCGUCAAGACCAUCAAGGCCUUGGAUGGCGCUUUCACUCCAGAAAACCGUGAGCGCUGCCGCGAAGCCACAGCCCCACUAAUUGAAGCAGUGGACAACCUGACCGCCUUUGCCUCUAAUCCCGAGUUUGCCACCAUCCCUGCGCAGAUCAGCCCAGAGGGGCGCAGAGCCAUGGAGCCCAUCCUUUCCUCUGCCAAGACCAUGUUGGAAAGUUCUGCUGGCCUCAUUCAGACCGCACGCUCACUGGCUGUCAACCCAAAGGACCCUCCCAAGUGGUCAGUGCUGGCUGGCCAUUCACGCACUGUCUCUGAUUCGAUCAAGAAACUCAUCACCAACAUGAGGGACAAGGCUCCUGGCCAGCGAGAGUGUGACCAAGCCAUUGAAACGCUGAACAAGUGCAUCCGCGAUGUGGACCAAGCCUCUUUGGCUGCCAUCAGCCAGCAGCUGGCACCCCGGGAAGGCAUCUCCCAGGAGGCCUUGCACAACCAGAUGCUUACAGCUGUUCAGGAGAUCAGCAACCUGAUCGAGCCUGUGGCAGGUGCCGCUCGUGCUGAAGCCUCCCAGCUCGGCCACAAGGUCUCCCAACUUGCCCAGUAUUUUGAACCUCUGGUUCUGGCUGCCGUGGGCGCAGCCUCCAAGAUGCUCAAUCACCAGCAGCAGAUGAACCUCCUGGACCAGACCAAGACGCUGGCGGAGUCAGGCCUGCAGAUGCUCUACACGGCCAAGGAGGCUGGGGGGAACCCCAAGCAAGUGGCUCACACGCAGGAAGCCCUCGAGGAAGCUGCGCAGAUGAUGAAGGAGGCAGUGGAAGACCUCACGGCUACCCUGAACGAGGCAGCCAGCGCCGCAGGGGUGGUAGGCGGCAUGGUGGACUCUAUCACGCAGGCGAUUAACCAGCUGGACGAGGGCCCCAUGGGAGAGCCCGAAGGCACCUUUGUGGACUACCAGACCACCAUGGUGAAGACUGCCAAGGCCAUAGCUGUGACGGUGCAGGAGAUGGUGACCAAGUCCACCACCAACCCGGAUGAACUUGGCGUCUUGGCCAACCAGCUCACCACGGACUAUGGGUACCUGGCCCUACAGGCCAAGCCAGCUGCCCUCACGGCGGAGAACGAAGAGAUUGGCUCCCACAUUAAGAACAGAGUGCAGGAGCUUGGCCAUGGCUGUGCCGCGCUAGUGACCAAGGCUGGAGCCCUCCAGUGCAGCCCCAGCGACGCCUACACCAAGAAGGAGCUGAUCGAAUGUGCCCGCAGGGUCUCUGAGAAGGUGUCACACGUGCUGGCGGCCCUUCAGGCCGGCAACCGGGGCACUCAGGCGUGCAUCACAGCAGCCAGCGCAGUGUCAGGCAUCAUCGCAGAUCUGGACACGACCAUCAUGUUUGCCACGGCUGGAACCCUCAAUCGCGAGAACGCAGAGACCUUUGCUGACCACAGGGAAGGCAUCUUGAAGACAGCAAAAGCCCUGGUGGAAGACACCAAGGUGUUGGUGCAGAAUGCCACCGCAAGCCAGGAGAGAUUGGCCCAAGCUGCCCAGUCCUCGGUGGCAACCAUCACACGUCUGGCAGAGGUGGUGAAGCUGGGAGCUGCCAGUUUGGGCUCCGAGGACCCAGAGACUCAGGUGGUUUUGAUCAACGCUGUCAAAGAUGUCGCUAAAGCUCUGGGAGACCUGAUCAGCGCGACCAAAGCUGCUGCUGGCAAGUCCGGAGAUGAUCCCGCCGUGCACCAGCUGAAGAAUUCGGCGAAGGUGAUGGUUACCAACGUUACGUCACUCCUGAAGACUGUCAAAGCGGUGGAGGACGAGGCCACCAAGGGGACCCGGGCGCUGGAGGCCACCAUUGAACACAUUCGGCAAGAGCUGGCGGUGUUCUGUUCCCAGGUGCCCCCCGCCAAAACCUCGACACCAGAAGACUUCAUCCGCAUGACUAAGGGCAUCACCAUGGCAACAGCCAAGGCAGUGGCAGCCGGCAACUCCUGCCGGCAGGAAGACGUGAUAGCCACGGCCAACCUGAGCCGUCGUGCCAUCGCAGACAUGUUGCGCUCCUGCAAGGAGGCCGCCUGCCACCCAGAGGUCAGCAACGAGGUCCGACACCGAGCCCUGCGCUUCGGCAAGGAGUGCGCCAGCGGCUACCUGGAGCUCCUGGAGCAUGUCCUGGUGAUCCUGCAGAAGCCAAGUCACGACCUGAAGCAGCAGCUGGCCGGGUACUCCAAGCGGGUGGCCGGCUCCGUCACGGAGCUCAUCCAGGCAGCCGAGGCCAUGAAAGGGACGGAGUGGGUGGACCCCGAGGACCCCACCGUCAUAGCCGAAAAUGAGCUGUUGGGGGCGGCCGCUGCAAUUGAAGCUGCAGCAAAGAAACUGGAACAGCUGAAGCCACGAGCCAAGCCCAAGCAAGCAGACGAGAGCCUGAACUUCGAAGAGCAGAUUCUGGAGGCAGCCAAGUCCAUUGCCGCAGCCACCAGCGCGCUGGUGAAGGCGGCCUCUGCGGCCCAGAGGGAGCUGGUAGCUCAAGGCAAGGUGGGCGCCAUCCCAGCCAACGCCCUGGACGAUGGACAGUGGUCUCAAGGCCUCAUUUCAGCAGCCCGGAUGGUCGCUGCUGCCACCAACAACCUCUGUGAAGCUGCCAACGCGGCCGUCCAGGGCCACGCCAGCGAAGAGAAGCUCAUUUCCUCAGCCAAACAGGUGGCGGCCUCCACAGCGCAGCUGCUAGUGGCCUGCAAGGUCAAGGCAGACCAGGACUCGGAAGCCAUGAAGCGCCUGCAGGCGGCCGGCAAUGCUGUCAAGAGGGCAUCGGACAACCUGGUGAAGGCGGCGCAGAAGGCUGCCGCCUUCCAAGAUGACGAGAACGAGACGGUCGUGGUGAAGGAGCGGAUGGUUGGUGGGAUUGCGCAGAUCAUCGCUGCCCAGGAAGAGAUGCUGCGCAAAGAGCGGGAACUGGAGGAGGCACGCAAGAAGCUGGCCAUGAUCCGGCAGCAGCAAUACAAGUUUCUCCCCUCCGAGUUGCGUGAUGAAGGGCAGAACUGAGCUGCCCCACAGCCUUUCUGCCACCUGCCUCUAUUUAAUGCCAACCCCCAGCAAGGGCGGCCACCCUCAUAUCCAGGCCCCUGCGGGGGCCCCUGCCACUGGGACCACAGCUUCUCAUGCACGAGCCCUGAAGCCUUCAUGCCGUACUCUGGACCACCCUCCUGAGGUGGGGGCCCCCCUCCCAGGAGUUUUCCUUGUGCCUUGGCUGCUUGCUCAGCCUGAGUGCCUUGGGGGGCUGUAGUGCCCCUCAUGGGGGAGCCCCCUUGGGGCUGUGCAAUCUGUGGGGGCAUGCGUUCCGCCCACCCCUCCCAGCCUCUGCAUCUCUGCACAUUUGCCUUAAGGGGGGUGCUGGACUUGUGGUGGUGGUCCGCCCGCAGCCCGUGGCUGGAGGCCUGGGUCUGCUCUCCCUCUUCUGACGCUGCUCUUCAAUUCCCAAGUGCCUGCCAAGACCCCCGCAGCCCUUCCCAGCCACCAGCAUCCCUUGGGCUCCCCCCACCCCCUGAACCUCCUCUGCGGCCUGUUCCCCAACAGCAGGAACUCCUCUUUCCCACACGAGCCCCCGAGUGCAACUGUGCUUGACUGCAUUUUUGGGACCCUUCACAAGCUGAGGCUUCUCACCUCUUUGUAAUUUUGAUACAUCAGUAAGCCAGGGAAUCCAGGGAUGGGAAGUGGGAAGGUGGAGGGAGGGGGUCUGCGUCCAAGCACCUCAGGAUGUCUGGAAAGGUCUGGUCUGGAAUAAACUGGUUUCCCUACUC
Molecule: messenger RNA, 9930 nt
Organism: Python bivittatus (Burmese python)
Lineage: Eukaryota; Metazoa; Chordata; Lepidosauria; Squamata; Pythonidae
Source: RefSeq, a predicted model, not a curated record